Plasmodium fragile is the source of this 1104-nucleotide messenger RNA. RefSeq lists its product as uncharacterized. Bases 1 to 1104 code for a protein of 367 amino acids. Gene Ontology annotation, cellular component: Holliday junction resolvase complex; nucleus. The transcript has a single exon. The record is from RefSeq and is a predicted model, not a curated record. NCBI's taxonomy places the organism in Eukaryota, Apicomplexa, Aconoidasida, Haemosporida, Plasmodiidae. Gene Ontology annotation, biological process: replication fork processing; resolution of meiotic recombination intermediates; mitotic intra-S DNA damage checkpoint signaling.
AUGGAAAAUAUCAGAAUUGUGCUCAGCGAAGAUCUGAGGGGGGGGAAAGUGCACGCAGACCUGCAGCAACUGUUACAGGAGGAGGAGGAAAAGGACAAGAAUGAAACGGAGUACGGGAAAAUGCUUCAAGGGGGCCACUGCCAAAUGGAUGGCGAGGGUAGGACGACGACCCCCAUUGUGGAAAAGCGCACUUGUCACAUUUACACCAACUUCGCAUACAAAUCUCAAUUCGUGAAAAAUCACGAAAGGAAGAAGCAGGAGGAUACAGCUGAGAGGUGCGUGGAAGACAUAGAGCUGAGUGAAAAUAAUAAAAUGGAGGAGACUCCCCCGUCGCCUGAUCUCCAGCUAGCUUUGGUACUUGUCGUUAUUGAUGAAGCGUAUAUGGAAGAGGAAUGUCCAUUUUUACUAACCUCCAUUUUGAGCAAAAUUGAAAAUAUACAAAAAGCAUAUGAACACGACGUUAAAAUUAUUUGUCUGUUCAUAGGAGUGCGUGAAUAUAUAAGUAGGACGAGUUUCAACAAGGAGGUUAGUGCAUCCUGCGACAGCAGGAGUAUCCCUGAGGGGGGAUCCAACCCACUUGAUGGAGAACACUCCAGGAUGAAUGAAAAAAUAUUUGACAGACUCAUCGCGACAUUACUUGUUCGUCAUCACGUGGACUCCAUUGAAAUGGAAAACGAUAAACACCUGCACAUGUUCAUAUUCAAAUGUUGCAAAUAUUUGUACUUGUCCAAGGUGCGGAAAGUGAACUCCUAUUUUAAGGUGAAGCCGGCUGGGCUCAGUCAGGACAAACUUUCACAUAUGAGCCAGGGGAAGGUGAGCCCGCCCGCCUCCGGGACGCUGCACACACGAAGACAUUUCUCCACGUGGGUCUCUCAAUUAAUGCAAAUCAGCGGCCUGUCCGAAGAUGCCUCGAUAAAAAUCGCACAGGCCUUCAACACACCCUUUGACUUAAUUAUGCAUUUGAAAAAAAAAGACGACGAAGAGUGCUUAAGUGAUUUUAUUAUCAGUUCAUCCUACGGGGACCGGCGCCUGGGCAAGGCCCUCUCGCGUAAAGUGUUUCGCGUUUUCUCCCCCGACGCGCACCCCGACAACUACGUUUCGUAG